Molecule: messenger RNA, 420 nt
Organism: Fimicolochytrium jonesii
Lineage: Eukaryota; Fungi; Chytridiomycota; Chytridiomycetes; Spizellomycetales; Powellomycetaceae
Exons: 1
Coding region: 1-420 (139 amino acids)
Source: RefSeq, a predicted model, not a curated record
AUGGCUCGUAUCACCAAGUCCAAGGUCGCUAAACGUCCCACGUUCAAGUCAAAGAAGCCCGCUGAGCUUGUUCAGUACCACCUCAACAGCAUUUCGCACCUUAUUGUCAAACGCUAUUACAACGACAAGACGGGAGUGUUUUAUCUCGGCCCUGAUAGGAACAAAUUCAAUUACGUGUCCCAGAAGACCAAGUAUCACGUUGACGGCUUGCGUAAACUCAUUAACUGCUGUGUCUUUGAAGCGAAUCGACCCGAAGAGGAAACUUGUACUUGCAGGAAUACGCGCAAGUGUCUUCUUGAAGCACUUGGUGACCUCGUUGAAUUUGCGCAAAAGGCCACCGAUGAUGAACUUCAAGUGAAACUGCAGAACUGUCGCCAAAUUGCCAUGUCAUGCAUGGUUACCAAUAGACAAGUCGUUUGA